CUUUCAGCUGGUGCCCCCCUUGUCCUCCCGGCUCCGUCUCCCGUGCUGAGCGCCCCCCGUCUGAUGCAGAGCCCCACACACGAUAGAUCUGGGAGGAAGUGAUGAGCGGCGGGCACGUUUCUGGCGCCCAUGAGAUGCAGUCAUGAUGGAGGAGGGGCCACCGAAGCUGGUGGAUUACUUUGUGGUCGCGGGGUUAACGGCGACAUCUCGGCCGCUGGAAGAGGAGAACCGCCAGAGGCUGUCGCGGCCGGCGGAACCUGUGACCGAUGUGGCGGUCAUCAUCCGGUCCCAGUCCGAGGAGGUGCCCCAUGGAUUCACCUGCAUUGAGAAGACCCCGGGGGGCCACUCGGCCGACCUCAGCGCCAGCUUCAUCACCAACCAGCAGAUGUACCUGUGCUACUGCCGCAGCCGGGACAAGACGCCCAUCACGGAGCUGGGGGUCUACUAUGAGGGGAAGGAGACUCUGCGGCCCGGCUGCCAGGUCAUCGACACCACGCCCUACAGCCACUCUGCCAACCUGAGCUCUGGUGCCCCCGGCCAUCCCAAGACCUUCCUCACCUACAAGCGGGCACCGGAGUCGCUGGGGCUGAACACCCUGGGGGUGAUGGACAUCUGCAUCAUAAACCCCAACAAGGGCGACAGCACCCCCCACACCUUCUGCAAGGUGGACCGAAACCUCAACACCAGCAUGUUCGGCCCGGCUCUGUUCCUCUGCUACAAGAAGGCGAUGGCCAAGGUGCACAGCCUGGUGUACGAAGCAGGAGUCAUCAGCCGGUUUCCUGAGACGGACAAUGAUAUGUUCUCUUUUCCGGAACUGGUGGCGAUGUUCUGCCUGCCCAUGGGGGCGACCAUCGAGAGCUGGUCCCUGAACACCAAGUACCACCUGCCCGUCUUCUCCACCUUCGUACUGACCGAAGCCUCCGGAGACAAGGUGUACGGCGCUGCCAUCCAGUUCUAUGAGCAGUACCCGCGGGAGCACCUGACGGAGAAGCAGUGCCAGCGCCUCGGCCUCCUCAGCGUGGUGGACAAGCGCCCGGUGAGCAGCAAGUCCGUCCAGACCAAGAAGAGCAUCUGCGUCCUGUCCCGCUGGCCGUUCUUCGAUGUGUUCCAGAAGUUCCUGACCUUCAUCUAUCGUUACUCCAUCUCUGGACCCCAUGUGCUCCCCAUAGAGAAACACGUUUCAAACUUCAUGUUCAAUGUUCCUUUCCCCUCACCGCAGCGUCCGCGCAUCCUCAUCCAGAUGUCUCCUUAUGACAACGUUCUCCUGUGCCAGCCCGUGUCCUCACCGCUGCCCCUCAGCGGGGCCAGUUAUGUGACGUUCUUGCAGAAUCUGGGCCCGGAGAACGCGGUGACCUUACUCCUGGCCGUAGUGACCGAGCAGAAGCUGCUGAUCCACUCUCAGAGGCCGGACGUGCUGACCAGCGUGGGAGAAGCCCUGGUGUCGAUCAUCUUCCCGCUCCGCUGGCAGUGCCCUUACAUCCCACUCUGCCCCCUCACCCUCUCUGACGUCCUCUGUGCUCCCGUACCGUUCAUCGUGGGGAUCCAUUCCAGCUACUUUGACCUCCACGACCCCCCACAAGACGUCCUGUGCGUGGACCUGGACACCAAUACUCUGUUCCAGAGUGAAGAGAAGAAGAUCCCUACGUAUCAGAUGCUGCCGCGCAAACCCUGCAAGGUGCUGCGCAACUGCCUGAGCGACCUGCACAAGCAGCUGGACGAGAUGUAUAACAAGCCCAUGGAAGAAGCAUCUUUAGAAUUUCUGCUGAAAGAUUACGACCUGAUUUACGGGCGGCGGAAGCAGCUGGAGCUGGACGUGCGCGCCUCCUUCCUGCGCUUCAUGGCCUGUCUCUUCAAAGGCUACCGCUCCUACCUGCUGCCGAUAACCCAGGCCCCCUCAGAGAGGACGCGGGACUCCAGCAACCUGUUCAACCUGGAGGGCUUCCGGAAGUCCAGAGACCGCGCUCACCACAAGUUCUACGCCCAGAUGGUGAAGACGCAGAUGUUCAUGCAGUUCAUAGAGGAUUGCUCCUUCGUCAGUGACCGCCAAGCUUCGCUCGAGUUUUUCGACAACUGCGUGGAGAAGGUGCAAGUGGAAGGGGAGAAAAUGGAGGACCUGCACUUGGUGGAGCUGGACGAGUCCCAACGGAGCGAGCACACGGUGUUCAUCAUGCCGGCGGAGCAACCGAUGGACCCGAACGGGACAGAACCGCCAGCGCGUUACAAGUAUGAAAGUUUCCCCAUCCUGCAGACAGAUUUAUUCGAGCUGCCCCAGGACUUUCUUUUGGCACCACCGAGCCAAUUAAAAACCAGUGCUCCCAGCAGUCCGGCACCGCGACGCACCAAACAGGAGAUCAAAUCUGCACAGCGUGUGGCACAUAUCUAUUCCUCCAUGCCCGAGAUGUGGGCGAAAUGCCUCCUGGGGCACUGCUAUGGGCUGUGGUUCAUCUACCUGCCCACGUUUGUCAGAGCCACGGCCUCUAAGGUGCGAGCUCUGCAGUUGGCGUACGAUGCACUAAAGCAGCUGGAGACCAAGAAUGUUGUGUUGCCCGAUGAGGUUUGUUACCGCAUCCUGAUGCAGCUGUGCGGUCAGUACGGCGAACCGGUCCUGGCAGUGCGUGUCAUGCUGGAGAUGAGGAAAGCCGGGAUUGUCCCAAACGCCAUAACGUAUGGAUAUUACAAUAAGGCUGUGCUGGAGAGCAAGUGGCCGUCCAGCAGUCAGAGUGGACGACUCCACUGGGCGAAACUGAGGAACGUGGUUAUGGGAGCCGCCCAGUUCCGUCAGCCCCUCCGUCACAGAGAACCCUGGUCCGAGUCUCCUCCACCCAGUGAGGACAUGGCAAAAAACAGGUCAAGAGAUCGCUGGAAAUAUAACAGCUGCUCGGCCGACCUGCCCCCGCGGCUGAACCUGGUCCGUCAGACCACCUGGGCCGGAGACACAAGCCGGGUCCCUGAGGACCCCACAAUCGGGAAACUGGUGAAGAGCAGGAGCAUUGGUUGUACCCAGAGUGACGUUUGCAUGCUGGAGAUGACGCACUUGAUGGAGGAUUUGGAAGUUGAAGGGGUCACCAGAAGGCAGGACGUCAGCCCUUCAUUGAGUGUAUCUCUCAGAAGAGCUUGUGGGACCCCGCUUAUUAUCGGUCUUUCAGAAAACGGAAGCUUAUCCAACAUCAGCUUUGCCACGGACGGCACAGGCAGCGGGACAGUCACUUCGGACGACUCCGAGGUAGUCCUGACCGAGAGCUCCACAGAAGCCCUGACCACCCGGAGCCGGGACAGCAGCACCACCUCCAGGGACGGGGCGAGGAGACGGAGCCUGGCUGGCAAGAUCCAGCAGCUGCUCACUCCCUCCAGGAAGCCGUCCAGGACCUCCCUGCUGAGGAAGACGGACAGUAUUUCUGAGACCCCCUCUCCUCUGGUGCUCGAGCAGCAUCAUGGCUGGGGCAGUCAGCAGGAGAGCUGUAGAAGACCCGAGUCCACUGCCUCCGAGAGCUCCGUGUCCUUGGGAAGUGAGGCUGACUCCUCAGACACAUCAGUCUGCAACUUUACAAUCCACAAGUCCACAGAGCGUCUGUUGGAUGGAGGCCAGGACGUCCCGGCGGUGGAGGUCCUGCUCUCCAGCUGCUCCUUGUGUCCGGCCUGUCAUUCCUUGAUCUACGAUGAAGACAUCAUGGCCGGCUGGACCUCCGAUGACUCCAACCUGAAGACCGUGUGCUCCUUCUGUGGACAGCACUUUGUGCCGCUCCUGAACGUCAAGAUCACGGACCUGCAGAGACGGCGUAGCUCUGAAGACCCCUCCGAGGCGGCCGUGGAUGGAGGUGCUGUCAGCCGUGGACCUGUUUUGAGUGACCGCUACCAGUGUCUGGUGCUGGAUGAGGAGGGGGGUCGCGCUCCGUGUAACGGGUUUCCUGACGUCCAGCAGAGCGCCAAUGACGUCAACUCGGAGAUGGUGACCGUGGCGUAUCUCUGCCCCUUGGUCCUCCGCAAGGAGUUGGAGAGCCUGCUGGAGAAUGAGGGUGGUGACUUCCUGUCCCGGCCAGAACUGGUGGACAACCACCCCAUCAUCUACUGGAACCUGGUCUGGUAUUUCCAGCGCCUGGCGCUACCCAGUAACCUCCCCCAGCUCAUUAUGGCAUCAAAGCAUGUCCAGCAAUCUGCACAGGUCACAGGUAAUCCCCACAUCAGGGUCCGCUUACUAUGGGACGUGCUGGUGCAGGACCCGGAAUGCUGGCCGCCCAUGUAUGCCCUGUGGAAGCUUCACAGAAAGCUCCCCAACCACCUGCACGGCUGGCGCUCCCACUCUCACCCCUUCACCCUGGAGUUCCUGGAGAAGGUCCUGAACUUCAUCGGACUCUUUGAGGUCCAUAAAGCCAUCUCGCUGCUAUUAACUGUCCUGCAGGAUCAGAACUCCCCUCCGCGGAUCAUCCAGAGGGGCAUCUACAGAGAGAUGCUGCUCCUAACAAUGGCCGCCCUGGGGAGGGAGCACAUGGAUGUGGCUGCAUUUGACAGUAAAUACAAGACUGCAUGUAAGAAGCUGGGGAGUUCCCUGGGAAAGGAAGAACUGCGCAGGCGGCGGGCUCAGCUCCCCAGCACCAAGGCCUUGGACUGCCGCAAGACGUUUGGUGUGACACUGGAAUGCUAGGCCUCGCUGUGACGUGGGAAGUGCAAUAUGGCGCGGUCUCCGUUCUAGUCAGAGACUGAGUGCAUGGAGAAUCGGGGAGAGGGCCGCACC
Bufo bufo (common toad) is the source of this 4729-nucleotide messenger RNA. It is a transcript of the gene DENND4B, whose product is annotated as DENN domain containing 4B. Gene Ontology annotation, biological process: regulation of Rab protein signal transduction. The record is from RefSeq and is a predicted model, not a curated record. Lineage: Eukaryota; Metazoa; Chordata; Amphibia; Anura; Bufonidae. The coding region runs from base 143 to 4639 and encodes 1498 amino acids. Gene Ontology annotation, cellular component: cytoplasmic vesicle; ESCRT I complex. The transcript is spliced from 28 exons. Gene Ontology annotation, molecular function: protein binding.